AUGUACCAGGAAGCAGGAAAACUGCAUCAACUUUCCAAAGCGCAUCUUUGUUACCAAUGUGCCGUUCUCCGUUUGUUGCAGCAACCACCAUUGCCAGUCAUCGCGUCUAGCCGUUGUUCGCGACACCUCCGCGCACCAGAGGAAUCGCGCAGAGACGCAGCAGCUACAGUCCGGAGUCUAUAUCGCCUGAAGGAGGAUGGAGAGGCAGCAGAGGCACCGAUGCUUCAUUCUCAACUCGGAAAACGCACUGUUUUCCGUUCUCCCCAUUUGUAUGGAACUUCUGCUUCAUUCCAAUUCCAUGGCAGCAAAGGUUUCAUUGCUUCAUCAAUACCGCCGAAACGGACAGCCAACUUCAGCUCAACGACAUGGUACGCCGACAAGGAGGGAGAAGAAGCGGCAUACGCUUGUGCUCUACGAAAAUGCGUGGAGACUUCCAACUUAGGUUACGCGAAAGCAAUCCACGCAAAGCUCUUCAGGACGCCCCGCAUGGCUUUCUCUCUGUAUCUCCACAACCAUGUUCUCAAUGCAUAUGUGAAAUGCGGGGACAUAGGGGGCGGACUCAAACUGUUCGAUGAUAUGCCGGAGAAGAACGUUGUAUCUUGGACUGCCCUCAUUGCGGGCUUCGUGCAAAAGGGUUUUCCUGUUGAGGCGUUCUCUUCGUUUUUUAGGAUGCACAGCAGUGGAAUAAAGCCGAAUGAGUUCACCUUUGUGAGCGCACUUCAUGCGUGUUCAUUUGCGGAUUCUUUGAGCUUGCUACACUUAUGUCAAGUGUAUGGGUUGAUUGUUAAGUUUGGUUUUGAGUCUAAUAUUUAUUUAGUGAAUGCUUUCUUGACGGGUUUGUUAAGGCAUCAUAGAUUAGAAGAAGCAAAGGAGGUGUUUGAGAAUUGUUCAAAUAAGGAUAAUGUGACCUGGAAUGCUAUGCUGGAUGGUUACGUGCAGCUUUGCUGCUCAGAAUUACCUAGGUUUUGGCUUAGGAUGAUAAGAAAUGGUGUUGGACCUGAUAAAUUCACUUUUUCAAGCGUGCUUACCGGAUUGGCUGAGCAUCCGAACCUUGAAAUGGGUGUGCAAGUUCAUGCUUGGCUCAUAAAGUGUGGCCAUGGGAGUGAAGUGUGUGUGGGGAACUCUUUGGUGGAUAUGUAUUUGAAGAGUCAAAGAUUGAGUGAAGGGUUGAAAGCAUUUGAGGAGAUACACUUAAAAGACGUGCGCUCCUGGACUCAAAUGGCUGCAGGGCUUUUGAAUUAUGAGAAGCCAAGCUGGGCUCUUCAGGUUGUUGGAAAGAUGAGAAUGGCUGGUGUGAGGCCUAAUAAAUUCACUCUUGCAACUGCGUUUAAUGCAUGUGCCAAUCUGGCAUAUUUGAAAGAGGGGGAGAAGCUUCAUGGGUUGAGAAUCAAACUGGAAUAUGAUAUUGAUGUUUGUGUGGAUAAUGCCUUGCUUGACAUGUAUGCAAAAUGUGGGUGCAUGGAUGGUGCUUUCAUGGUUUUUAAAUCAAUGAAUGAGCGCACCAUUGUUUCAUGGACAGCAAUGAUAGCGGGGUAUGCACAAAAUGGAUGCCCAAAAGAAGCCCUUGAAAUCUUCCAUGAAAUGAGGAGCAGAGGGGUGGAGCCUAAUGUUAUUACCUUAAUAUGUGUGCUUUAUGCUUGUAGCCAAGGGGGGCUUAUUGAUGAAGGGUGGAGUAUUUUCUCUUCAAUGAGCCGCGAAUAUGGUAUUGUUCCUAUACAAGAUCAUUAUGCAUGUAUGGUGAAUCUCCUUGGCCGUGCCGGGCGUAUCAAGGAAGCUGAGGAAUUAAUUCUGGGAAUGCCAUAUCAACCAGGUUUGUUGGUCUGGCAAACCUUGCUUGGGGCAUGUGUGCUUCAUGGGGAUACAGAAACUGCUAAGCGAGCUGCAGAGAAAGCGUUAAAUAUUAACAAAAACGAUCCUGCAACGUAUGUAUUGUUGUCAAACACAUUUGCUAGUUUGCACCAUUGGGAAAACGUGGGAAAUCUGAGAGAAAUCAUGGAGAGUAGGGAAGUUAAGAAAAUCCCUGGUUCUAGUUGGCUUGAAAUAAACAGAGGGAAAUCACUACUUGAAGCACUUGGAGAAUAUGCAUAAAGAGAAAUUGACAAUGAUGGAAUGUUUUAGCACCAUAGUAGUCUUCUCACUGGUGAUAACUCAAAUGAAAAUUCCCUUGUACAAUAGAAUGGCAGUGAAAGUGCAAUCCAUUCCACCAAGAUUGAACUUGCUGUGUCUUCAAUGUAUAUUAAUGGAUAGUACAUGGAUUUUCCUCCCUCUCAUGGUUGUAGAAAAGGUAUCAUGUUGCCCGCAUGAGCAGCUCAAUUAGCCACAGAGAUGAAAUUUGUCACAAGAGACCAAGAAUCGAGUCUAAUUAGCGGCAAUGUGAGAGUAAUCUCUCAAAAUGGUGGGGGCUCCUUGUACGCAGUGAGCAAAAAGUCUAGUCUCUGUUGGUCAGUUGAGUCACCGUGAUUUAUUCCUUCACAAACAGUCGGGUCAGGGUGUGUGGGCGCAUGAGGUGGGCGAUUCCACAUUUUGUCACAAGAAAAGGUAACAUGUCAGAUGCUCUUUAAUGAAGGAAAGAGAACAAACAAUUAAAGAAGUGGAACUUUCAAUAUUUGUGAUGCAAAGUAUUCUUUUAGUAGACUCAAAGGUUCUUUCUUAACCUAGCAGUCCUAGCUGUACGGAUGGGACUAUAAUAUUGAAAGAAAAGUAUAGAACCUAAACCUGAAGGGAAAAGAAGAUAGGAAUUACUAGCCUUAGACUCAAGUUGGACUAGAGUGAAGAUUUUAUUUCUUCGAAGAGUCAUGUAAUACAUUUUCUCUUCUUAUUUGAGAUAUAUUAUGUGCAAUUAAGAAGCCACUUCUUGCUAGUCUCUGGCUGUGAAAUAUAAAGGUUAUUGUGGGUUAUCAGCAGUGCUAGACUCAUCCUCAUCAUGGGUCAAUAAUUAAGUUUUGAUUGAACUUUGAAA
Molecule: messenger RNA, 2959 nt
Organism: Ipomoea triloba (trilobed morning glory)
Lineage: Eukaryota; Viridiplantae; Streptophyta; Magnoliopsida; Solanales; Convolvulaceae
Product: pentatricopeptide repeat-containing protein At1g50270-like
Exons: 2
Coding region: 1-2088 (695 amino acids)
Biological process (GO): RNA modification
Molecular function (GO): protein binding; RNA binding
Source: RefSeq, a predicted model, not a curated record